AUGGGAAUUAAACUAAACAUAUCCCGGUACCUUGUCGACCCUGGUUUCGCCAUCCACGCGCGACUCCACCAGGGCUGCGGUAAGUUGCACGUUGCCUUCUGUGAGCAGCGUCUGUCGUGGUUGGACGUGGACGUUGUCCUGCCCCCGGGGACGAUCAAGGAGCCACCCGACACAGCAGACGGCACAGAGGAGCUCCGCGAUCAUGAACUGCUCAAGCGGCAGUAUGGACGAUAUGCCGACCUCAUCGCCACUUUUGGGGAGCCCACGUUCCUGCCUACAUCGAGAAUCAAGCGAGCGCCGUCAAAGGCCAUUGCGAUCGGCAGGACCAACUCGUUCUUGAAGUCGCAGAAGGAGCACUCUCGUACCCAGAUCGCCGAGCUACUCGCGACAGAGGAGAAUUAUGUGAAUCGUCUGGGUGACCUACAAGGUUUGGCCAGUAACAUUGGAGCAGACCUCAAAGCUCGACACCAGCAGACUCUGACUGAAGUGUUUCCCGACUCUCUCCACCGCAUACUGGAGCUCAAUUCGGCCUUUUUGGACCAUCUGCGCAACGUCAUCAACGAGACGGAUUCCGCAUCUGCAGAAGACAUUGACAACUCCGUCGAUGACGCGACAAAUACGGAUGAGCCUUUACCCGAUGCCCAAGGUCUGGGCGACGUCGCCCAAUGUCUGUGCGAGUGGUUCCCGAAAUUCUCAGAGGCAUAUAGAGAAUACCUGGGUGCUCACAGGCAAGUGACCACGACACUGCGGGCGAUCCUGCGGAAUGGAGAUGGACUGGCGCUGGAAUUGCAAGACAUCGGAGAGCAGAAGCUCAACUCCUUGCUCAUCGAACCCAUACAGCGGUUACCACGAUACCAACUUUAUAUCGACAGCAUCGUGAAGAACAUGCCCAUCAAGCACCCGGCAUUAAAGACAUUACUGAAAGCUCGCGACAUGAUUUCAGAUAUUUGCGCCGAGAACGAAGGCAGUGAGGCUACGGCAAUAGUCGAAAGACUACGCUCACGUACUCUCGGCUGGCCCAUCGACAUCAAUAUUACCGGGCGUCUGGUCACCGCGGCUGACUUUGUGGAGCUUAUGCCGCCAUACGGAUACGAUAAAUGCGAUGGUCCCAGCGGAAUUAUCUUCCUCUUCACCGAUGGUAUUAUUAUCGUGGAGAAGGCACCUGGGUCCAAAGCCACUGCUCGGACGUUGAUGACCGAGAUUGAGAGUGGAUCGAUGCCCAAUCGAUCGAUGGAAAGUCUCACAGAUACGAUGGGGGAUUUGCACUUCGUCCGUCGACUUCAGCUUGAUGCUUUACAACUCACAGAAUCUCACGAUGGUCACGCUCUGCAACUAAUGACGUUCUUCCAACUUGACAUUGGCGGCGCAUUGACUGCCCAGGAGCCCAUACUGGACUCUUCCCAAAUCUUGCGCUUGGAGCACUCGUACGAUGGCAGAGCAGGUAGGCUGAUCGAGGAAGUUGCAAAAGCCAGAGUCGAGAGUCGGUUCUCCGAAUCAGAGCGCGAAUCUGCCACCUGGGAGAUUCGCGCAACCGAUCCAGGAUCAGACAGCCUUGGCUUGCUCAGCUCGAUUUUCGAAGAUUCCAAUGCCGAGCAUGUUGCCGCACGAAGCACGAAUGCACCAAUACGAAUCAUUGUGGAUGCCGAACGGCAUAGUACACAGGCCCUAUUAGGGCAAGGCGGCUUGCGUGCAGCGAUUCAUCUCGCCUCGCAUCGCGACGGAGACUGGCGGCUGACUGUGGAGUCAGUAGAUGGCAGCUUUGGACGCGAGCACGUGGACACACCAGAUCUGGUACCCGCUCUGCGAAGAAAGGUUGCCACUAUCCUCAGUGCUCGCCUGAGUGCGGAGCAGCCUGGGAUGGCGGCGUGCACGCUGCUGCGUAAUGCGGAUAUCCUCCAAUCCAUCGAACUCAAGACUGCGGCUCAUAAUGGUGAGCUGAGGCAAGUGCAGUUCGCCCCUCGUGAGCGCAUACAUCGUCCCAAAUCGCCGAAAAAGCUCCUUUCCAGUUUUCUUUCGAGCGUUGGUCCUGGUUCUGAUCCGCCGACCUUGCUCCAAAAGCCACUACCCCCUACGAUGACCAGCAUACCACGCCUCCCCAGCAAUGCCUCAUCACACAAGCCCUCCAGCCGAGAGGGCAGACCUUCUUCCAAGGAGGGUCAAAUGCCUUUCUCGCCGCCCAGCGAUCUGGCCGCAAAUCAGCUAAAGAAGCUGGAGGAUACUCUGUCCACUUACGUACUCGCGAUCCAAGCUCGCAAAGGGAACAUUGUGGGCAAGAACCUCAAACUGCGACUCGUUGCAGACGAGAUGUCCGUGGAUGAGCUGUAUACCGGGCUUCUGGAUGACCCCAACAUGAUGGUUCUUGCUGCUCAGGCACCUCUGGAUGUGUUAUUCGCCGCGUUCGAAAAGUUUCUCAACCAUGCUUGGAAAGAGCGCAUCGGACAGGUCAUGCCCUUUGCUGUGCUGCAAGAUAUCCAGACCAAAGCGGAGACGGCGUUCCCAAGCGAUUUCGACGAGUACUUCAAGUCCUGUAUGGGCACACUUGCUCCUCAGAACCAACGAGCAUUCAAGGCAAUCCUGAAGCUUCUGGCGGAUUUGCUUGAUGGCACUGGCAAUGAUGGCGAUCGUGGCACGCUCACGGCAUGUUUUGCCGAACUCCUCGUGACCGAAGGCAACCCGCACGAUUACAUUGCUCUCAUGGACCGCUUCGUUGACGAUACCGAUACCUACUUUGGCGAGCCUGUCGACAAUAGUUUUGUGCAGAGCUACAAAGACAGCGGUUCUUUCAACUCCCACAAGAGAGUCCGAUCCACGAAUUCUGCUUCGCUGACGAGCAACACGUCUUCGCUGCGUCGCAAGUUUGGCUUCAGCACGUUAACCAGGGAGAACAGCAAGUCCGAACAGGAGUCCAAGGUUUCAUCGGUAUGGCGGACCCUCAGCAAGAGCACGAGAGCUGACCAGAGUCCUGGAAAUAGCAUCUCCAAGGCUUCUCUUGGUCGCUCGCGCUCCAUCGAUACCGACGCAGCGAGUCUGGGAUAUAGAGCUCCCUCGCAAGACAGCGCAAAGGUUUCAACAGCAUCAUUUGGCGGCUUGCCCAACCUGCAGCGAACACCUAGUAGCAACAACCUGGGUCUGUCUACAAUUGGUGAGCAUCCAAGCUUCCUUCCAACGGGACCUCCUCGAAAGAAACGGCGUAGUUCGCUCUCCGAUCUCAGGGAGAUUUCACCAAAUCGAGACCCUGGGCGUCCAACCACACCACGGAGGCAGCCAGUGACACAGAAGAUCUUGGAAGAGAAGCAAUUGCCAGACUCUCCAGUACUUUCGACACCCUCAGGCUCGUCCUCUCGAGAAAAUACGGGUCGGUUUUGCACUCCGCUGCAGAAGUCGCCGCGGUCGCGUUUGCCGUCUUCGUUCCGCAGAGAAUUGUCACCUGGUCCAAGCAAAGCGCUCUCAGGCGAGCCACCUCAACUACCCCGACCUGAACUGGGGCGAUCGAAGACUGAUGGUACCGAUAUUCCUCGGCCGAAGACAAGUGGUGAUCACCCUGAUCAGGUCGUCAUUACCGCACGGCCAACAUCCAACAUUCCAAGUCUGAUGCCCCGUGCCGCAUCACCGACCAAGUUUCGUCCCACGACACCAGGCCGAGCUGGACUGUCGGAGCGUCCUGGCGCAGGCAAUAUCGUGAAGAAACCAUCGGAUCAGACUGACAAGGUCACCCGAGCGCGAAGUACGACCAUCGACGCGCCACCCUCGAGUCACACUCGAAAGCUACGGAUGCAAUCACCGCAGAAACUUCGGGAGCGUCUACAAAACGAACAGUCGGUCAUCGCAGCUGCCCAAAUUUCGCUUCAAGAUGAGCUCAGUAAGAUUGGUGACGAACUCACAUCUACUCCCUCCAGUCGCACCACACCUCUCCGGGGUAGUCGUACCAUUGGCCCUGCGGCCGGACGUGGCUCCUUCUCGCACACUGCGUCCAACAUGGACCUCGCACAGCGUGUGAUUAAACUGGAAGGUGGCAUGCCGAAGCAAUUCGAAGAUCUCAAUAAUCGCAUCAGCACGAUUCAGAAUGAUCUGACCAGCUCACUGAGUGUUUCGGAAACGAAAUGUAAGAAGCUGGAUGAGCUGUACCGGGAGGCUAAUGGGGAGAAUGAGGCCUUGUACACGAGAUUCAAUGACGAGCUGGCGCGGGUGUUGAAGGCGGUGAGAGGUGGUGAUGGGGUGGAGGAGUUGAAGAGGAAGUUGAGAGAGGUGAAUGAGGAAGCUAUCAAGUUGCGGAGAGAGACGAGUCGGCUGAAGAGGGAAAAUGUUGGAUUGAGGGCGCAGAUGAGGGAGUAA
Sphaerulina musiva SO2202 is the source of this 4332-nucleotide messenger RNA. RefSeq lists its product as uncharacterized. The record is from RefSeq and is a predicted model, not a curated record. Gene Ontology annotation, molecular function: guanyl-nucleotide exchange factor activity. The transcript has 3 exons. Bases 1 to 4332 code for a protein of 1443 amino acids. NCBI's taxonomy places the organism in Eukaryota, Fungi, Ascomycota, Dothideomycetes, Mycosphaerellales, Mycosphaerellaceae.